Messenger RNA from Xyrichtys novacula (pearly razorfish), 24667 nucleotides. The record is from the annotation of a GenBank genome assembly. NCBI's taxonomy places the organism in Eukaryota, Metazoa, Chordata, Actinopteri, Labriformes, Labridae.
GUGACUCAGAUCCCCAUCGUCAUGUGACAGAUGUUUUGUUUCUUCUCUUCCGCCUUCUGUGUUCUCGCAGUGUCAUGUGAAACUCCAAAUUGACAGCUCCGGGAUUAAAAAAUCCGCUCCGUGUCUCCUCCAGGAACCUCAGCCGUCUGAAGUGAAGACUUCUCCUGACAGAGGAAGGUAUCGGGACCCCGGUGGGCGGACGAUGGCGGACGGGGAACGGUCGCCGCUGCUGUCCGAGCAGCACGACGGGACCAACGGCUUCUCUCCUGGGAGCAGCUCACACGGAUAUCUGUCCAAACCGCAGAGUAUGUCAGGAGUUUGGUCUGUUAACAGUUUAUGUAGACGCGAUUUAAGGAGUUUAACUGACAGUUUAAGGUGAAAUUAAGCGAGUGAAUACCCUCAGUUUGGAGUUUGGAGGCUAACCGGCUAGCGUUAGCCAACGUUAGCAGCAAAUAUACUAAAUCCAGUCACUUUUUACCAGGUUUAUACACUGUUUUAUACCAUAUUUAUGCACGGUAUUGUUAUUUAAGAAAAAAAAGUAAGGAUUAGUUUAUUAAAUAUUAUCAAAAUGAAUAAAUACACACCAUUAGGUCAAAGUUCAUCCCGGUUUUCUGUUCAAUUUAACGACACGGUUAAAAUAUGAACAUUUUAUCAUCAUAUUUAUGAGAUUAACCCGAGGAUAAUCAAAUAUUUUAGUGAGAGAAAAGUCUCGAACUUAGUAACCCAAGAACACUAUCAUUAAAAUUAGUAACACCAUCAGUAAUGCCGGGUGAUUUUUACUCGGGCCCGAGUAAAUGUGAAUUUUUCAAGGCCGAUACCGAUUAUCAGGGGGAAAAAAUCUGAUUACCGAUUUAUCGGCCGAUUUUUUAAAUUUUUUUAAUAAAGUAUUACAAUGUUGUUAAUUUAAGUUAUAUAUCUACAUAUUUGGGUCAGUGAAAAAUAAGGGUUUGCAAUCAUGAAUUCACUUGAAAAUAACUACUUUGUGAUAAGGGUUGGGUAUCGCUUGAUUUUGAAUGAUUCCGGUUCCGAUUCUGAUUCCUCAUCUCGAUUCCUGUUCCAAACAAUUCUCCAUUCCAAUUCGGUUAAAAGGCAGGAUAAAAAGAAAUAAAGACAUGGUUUAAAUGAGGGUGCUAACUGGAGUUCUUUGUUUUGGAUGAAAUUUCUGAAUUUCUCCAUGAAUUUUUAAAUUAUAUUAUCUUUUUAAGAACUUUACUCUGAAUUUCUCACAUUUUCAACCAGUAUAUAAAAAUCCAUUUUUUGGUGUCAGGUUGUUUGUCUAUGAAAAAGUUAGCCAAACUUUUGACCGCAGCCGCUGUGGCUAUUUCUUCUGGUUGGCGGACUCCGGCAUCGGAACUUGGAAUCUAAGUUUUAUAAUUUGAACGGUUCCGGGAGGAUCGGAAUGUUAGUCCCGGUCCCCAUUGAUGCUCAAGACUCGAUGCCCAACCCUAUUUGUGAUCGUUAUAUAUAACCACUGUGCUAAAUAAAGAUAGCAUGCAAAUUCCAGGACCACUCUUUAAAAAUCAUCCUGUGAACAUGUACCUAUAGGAAAAAGCAGGUUUUGGAUCAGGGAAACAAAUAUGCCUUCAAAGAUGUCAAAGGUAAUGCUGAAGCUACACAGAGACCCAUGAUACUCAGACAAACGCAACAUCAUGAAAGUCACCUAAACAUGUUUGGUCGGGUGAAAAUCACCUGGCGAUAGUGUUCAAGGGUAAAAGUGGUCAAAAGAGUUCACACCAUUAUGUGAACACCCAUAAUAUCUGUCCUCUUCUUCUUGCUACCUUAUUUUCUGCAGAAACUCUUGUUAAAAGUCAAUCUUUAUCCUUUGCCGACUAAUAACAUCAUGUUAAGUGAUGAAAUUGUCGCACAGUAUUUAAUUACCAGUCUGUGAGUCAUUGUAAGCAGAUGGUUUGUUUGAAGAGAAACGCAGCACAGGAUAUAUCAGCUGUAAUGAGUCACGCUGUCGGGUUACCGCAGAGAGGAACAACCAGUUUCACUCACUGUCUCAGGAUUAAAACAGCUCUAGAAAUGGAGGGUUCAAACUGUAUGUCUUAUUUAUAAAACUGGGCUACCAAGCACUGAAGUCAGCGAGGGGCUCAUAAGUACAGUAAAGUAAUCAAGUAAAGAGUACAUUAGAUAAGUGUUUUUUCUUCAUGUGAAGUUUGCCAGUUAGAGCGAAGGUUGAUGGAAACUGAAUUGGGGGACAACUUAUUACGGACUACAGUGGAGUGCCGCAGCUCAAGAAAGAACAUUUAUGAUCAUUUCUAUAUCAUUUUGUUUAAGUAAUAAUCAUCAUAUCAUUUUUUCACUGCAGACGGGGUAGUUCUUCUGCCUUAGCAUCUCGGUCUGAUUACAUUUCCAUGAAGAAAUGAUCAUAAAUGUUCUUCCUUGAGCUGCGUCACUCUGCUGUAAUCCAUAAUGCUCAGGCCUGAGGUCUCGCUACAAACAUGCGGGUGCUGGAAGAGAGUAGGCGAGUUGCGUUCAGUCUCUUAGGCAAAGUUAAAAAGGUGUUUGGUGGCUAGUACUAUGGCUGUGACCCUAUAUGUCCUGUUGAUGAAGUUAGGUGCUGUUCUGAGCAUUAUUCGUGGUUAUAAAGUGGCGUUGUGUUUGAGCAUGUGGCUCACCAUAUUGCUAUUGUGCGGUUGUUACUAAAGUUGGUAUAGCUAGAGAGGCAAGCGGUCGGCAACAUUCAUCUCUCUCUGUCUAACUCGCUGUCACGGUGUGUUUGACCCUAAAUUAAUUUUACGCUGGAAUAUCCCUGAAAGUAUGGUGUCCCUCAGGGGGUCUGUUUUAGGUCCCGUUUUAGGUUUCCUUGUACAUGCCCCCCAUCAAAACCGAGCAUGGUGUUUUAUUGAAUUUUUAUGCAGAUGAUUCUCAGUUAUACCUGUCAUGUAAUUUUUGGAUAAGCAUUAGCGUACUGUUUGUUUUUAAAGUCAUUUCAUUCCUGUUGACACCAAAGUCAAGUCCUGCUGACAGUGAUCCGGUCGUUCCCCAUCCAGGUUUGGCACCGUUCCCCAGUGCGAUUGUACCAGGUGAACCCCCGCCCCCGUACUCGCCGCAGGGCAGCCCGGACAGCAGCAGCGCUCCGGUCAUCAGCUGCAGGGUCUGUCAGAGCGCCAUCUCCGUGGAGGGAAAAACACAUCAACACGUGGUGAAGUGCAGCAUCUGCAACGAAGCCACAGUGAGUCACAUCUGUCCUCCUAUCAGAGCGCCAAAACAGGGACUAUUCCUAUAAUUGUCACUAUUUAUCAUGUUGAAGUCCAAAUGCAUCCAGAAACAGAAAAAUCACCAACGUCAGACAUCCGCAGUGUCAGAGGUUGUGUUUUUCGCAUCUUAUCCCUCUCUCUCUCUCUCUCUCUCUUCUGUGUGUCUGCAGCCGAUUAAGAACGCUCCUGUCGGGAAGAAGUAUGUCCGCUGUCCGUGCAACUGUCUGCUGAUCUGCAAAGUCACGUCGCAGAGGAUCGCCUGUCCGAGGCCGUACUGGUGAGACCGAGAAACAGAGCGGGAUUAUUUUUCACCCAUCUCAGCUUUUGGCUCGUAAUCGCGCCAUCUGUGCAGGAGAGGCCACUCCAUCGAAACACAUUGACAGAUCAGAAAGUGUUGUUCUCGUGUCUGUUUGAACAGACGACUAAAGGGUUUAGUAGUUUUCUCCCACAAAGAGGACUGUAGAGGUUUCUGUAUCUGACCAAAGACAAUCCUGAGUCAAUGAUGGACUCUGGUACAGAAAGAGAUCUGGGUCGUCUGGACUCAAUAAAUCAGCGAGGAUAAGCAGGGUUAUUGUGUAAAAAGCUGUCGUGGUCUCAGCAGUGCCAGAAAACCUAAAUUUCAGUCAGUUUUUCACCGCUUUACAAAGAGGUUUGAGUGAAGGGUGCACAGUAUCGUUUAAAACAAUCCCACCUUUAAAAAACCAGCAAAGAUCUGGUGACCAAAACCCCACCCUUGACUUUUUUCUCACUUCUCCAAAUUUGAGAGGAAGCGGUCAAAGCUGACCUUUAGUGACCUGUGUGUGACGUCCAUGCGGAUCUUUAAAAAGACCCUUGUCUGUUUGUCCGUCAGUAAACGCAUCAUCAACCUGGGACCAGUUCACAUCGGCAGGGACAGUCCUGAACCGCAGCACCAGCCCGUCGGAGUCCGGAUCAUCUGCGGGCACUGCUCCAACACAUUCCUGGUAGGACACGCACCCACUGAUCCUCGCAAAUACAAAAACACACACAUUCACGCACAAAGACAGACACACACUGAUGAAUGUUUCUCUCUCACAGUGGACAGAGUUCUCAGACCGCACUUUGGCCCGAUGUCCACACUGCCGAAAAGUGUAAGUACCUUUCAUUUCUGUGGGUGUUGGUCAAACAUUCCGAUAAUCUCUUCUCUGUCGACUAAAGUCCUCGUCUGAUGUCGUUUACAGCUCUUCUAUUGGUCGGCGGUACCCGAGGAGGAGGAGCCUGUUGUGCUUCAUGCUGUUUGUCGUCAUCGCAGCUUCCACUGCAGGACUGAUGGUGAGUUUGUUUGUGUUUCUCUUUUUCCAUUUGCAGAACAAAACCACGACGUAACAGGCAGCAGACAUGUUUGAUUCCUCUGUUUAACCCCCAAUUUCCACCGCAUCCGGAACGGAUACAAAGAGGCCGUAUUCGCCGAUCAUAGCUGAUGGAGAAGGCAAUCUACCUUUUUCUGACAGAGGACCAUGGCCUCGGACUUGGAGGUGCCGAUUCACAUCCCAGCCGCUUCACACCCGGCCGCGAACCGCCCCAGCAAGAGCUGGAAGUCACUGCUCAACAAAGCUAGAAGAACCACAUCAUACGCAAAAAGCAGCGACACGAUCCUCUGCCUGCCAGACUGGACACCCUCCACCCCCGGCUGUGCCUAGAAAUUCUGUCCAUAAAGGUUAUGAACAGAACCAAUGACAAAGGGCAACCCUCACUGGAAACAAGUCCAACUUACAGCCGGCUACAUGGACCAAGCUCACGCUCCUUUGGUAAAGGGAUUGGACGGCCUUUUACAAGGAACCAUCCACCCCAUACUCCCAGGGCACCUCCCACAGGAUUCCCCUAGGGACAUGGUCAUAGGCCUUCUCCAAGUCCACAAAACACAUGUGGACUGGUUGGGAAAACUCCCAUCUCCCCUCAAGAACCCGAGCAAGGGUGAGGAGUUGAUCCGUAGUUCCACGAACGGGACGAAAACCGCAUUGUUCCUCUUCGAUCCGAGGUUCAACUAUUAAUCUGACCCUCUUUUCCAGCACCCUGGCGUAAGCUUUCCCGGGGAGCCUGAGGAGUGUGAUCCCCCGAUAGUUGGAAAAAACCCACUGGUCCCCUUCUUAAAGAUAGGGACCGCCACUCCAAUGGCACUGUCCCCGAUUUCCAUGCAAUGUUGUAUAGGCGUGUCAGCCAGGACAACCCCACCACAUCCAGAGCCUUCAAAUACCCUGGGUGGAUAUCUGAAGGCUCUGGAUGUGGUCACGAUUCCUGCCGUCCGUAAUCCACCAUGAAAUUAGUCUACGAAUGGAUCUGAUGAGAAUUGGCGUACGGCAAAAAUCGCUGCUGUUCCAGAUCGGAGCCAUUCCGGAUGCAGUGGAAAUCCCCGAUAAGAUAUGAACUUAUCAGAAUUCUGCAGACAGCCUCAAGUGGCCACUCAAGGAACUGCAACUUGCACUUCAGAGAUGUUAUUUGUUACUGGCACUGGUUUACCAUUUCCAACCCUACUCCAGACCUGCGCUUAUUUCCUGUCACUGAGUUACGUCGGUUUUGUAAAGUCGCGUCUCUUUGUUCUCUCCAGGUCGGGACGUGGAAGCCCGCCCAGGACUCCAAAGGGAUCUAUGUCUCAUGGGUGCUUCUGAUCCUGCUCCUCCUCUUCACGUUGGCCAGAGCCAUCUACUGGAGGUGUCUGAAAAUCAGCGACCCCAUUUCCAACAUCACGUAGAGGCAGGGAGGGGGAGAGAGAAAGUGAGGCGGUAGGAAGGAAAGAAGGAAGGUAGGAAGGAAAGAAGGAAGGUAGGUAGGAGAAAAGCCAAACUUAUCAGUCAAGUUAAGAAGAAAGGUAAGAGAGGAAAGAUGAUAUGCAGUGAAGUAAAGAGAGGAUAAAACGAUAACGCAGUAAAAUAACUGGAGGAUUUUUAAUCAUUUCUUCUUCACCACAAAAAACUAGAGAGAGUUUUUGACGUUUGCAGAGAGAUACGCAGACAAAUGGAUGGAGAGGUGGGUGAAUUUAAAGACAAAAAUUAUAACCCAGUAGUUUUCCUCUACGUUAAGCUAGGAUGCUCUUUUAAUGCCUGAAGGUGUCGUUUUCAACCCAAGCUAACUCCUGUUGAAUCCACGACUUAAAUACUAUUUUCUCAUUUUCAUAACCCAUAAAUUCAGGAGUCUGGGUUCUCCUCCAAGCACUGCAGUUUGUUUGGAAAGAUGGAUGGAAGGAGGUGUUUUAUAGUGUAAUAAUAUCAAACUCAUGAACUGAGUGAGUUCAAGUGCUCAUUUCUCUAAUUUUAAAGGAAACUAAGAACCACUCUUUGUGCAAACUUGUCACUUUGUGUCACUCUCCUUGAGUUUGUCUCUCUAACGGGUCUUUGUUCCUCAUGAAUCCUUGUGUUAGGACUCGUUUUUUUCUGCUUUGACGACAAGGAAUCAAAACUUGUGCUCCCUAAAGGUGUCCACUGAAAACAAAUCAUGAAAAAAUAAAUAUCAGUACUCUUUCUGGGCAGCAGAGGGCGCCCUCUUCAUUUCACUUCUCUCGCUCUCUCAUGCUGGGCCAUAGUUCUUUAACUGAAUGAUGAUAAAAUUGGAGUAAUAAUGAAAACUAACACAGAUGAUUCAGAUUAAAGAUCACAGUAAGUUUGUCCUCAUUUCAGAAGACGUUAUUUUAAACACACAGAUCAAGACGGGACUGUCGGAGUGGAGAACUUCAUGAAUUUACAGACAGGCAUUAUUAUUUUGUGGAGGCAGCGUCUUGUUGUUGUAUUUUCUUUUCCGAUCAGCUGUGUUUGCGUCUGUCAGAGCAGUUUUAGGGCAUUUCUGGGGCAUUUGGUUCAAUUAACUCUGAAUUUUAUUUCAGUCCAACUCUGAAACUUCAAACAGAGGUUUGAGUGAAUCUGAAGCCGUCAGAGUCACUGAAAUAUGCAGUAAAUGACCUGAAGAGUGAUUCUUGACCGUCUUCUCUCUUCACAUCCUGUUGAAAUCAAACUGAAGUGAACGGACACGCUCCUCCAACCUCUGCCAGGGUCUCUUUCUCUGUAAAUACAUUCAGUGGAUGUUGAUUAUUGAAGCUGUACACAAGUGUCCGAGCUCCUGCUUCCCCCUUGUGGCUGAUUAAUGUACCCGCUGACUGUGAAACCUGUUGCACUACAUUGUACUGAUGUACUCCUACUGUAAGCUUUGUCCAUAUUCUGACGGUGGAUGGAUUUCUUUUUUGUAUAUGGUGGAACAAAGUAACACUUUUAACAACGUGAUCUGGCUCGGAUGUGUCUUUUUUUUUUCUCUCAAACAGGAAGUCAAACAGGAUCUUAAAGAGUCCAAAUAUUAUUUAAUUUAAUAUAACUAUAGUAUAUAACUUAUACUAUAUAAAUUCUAAAUAAUCAUGUUUGAGGCUAAGAUAAUUGAUACAAACUAAAGCAGAGAAAACAGUUCAGUGAUAUAAAAAUGAUAUUCUGAAAAGUUUUUCACUUUUUUUUCUCUUCUUGUGUCCAUAAAAGUUUGAGAAGCAGGUUUAGGUGGAAUUUUCCUUUAAUGUACUUACAGCUGAGAACCACCAGAGGUCCCUGCUGAGUCAGAAAACUCUUUACACCGAGGAGGGAGAACAACUUUGUUCACAAAAUAACUUUGAUGUCUGAAAAACUUUUUUACUCAACAAUAUUUUUAUUAGUUUUAUACAGAUUCAUACAGUGCAGUGAGAUCUUUAAAGAGCACAAGAUACAAACACUCCCUUUCACUCCAGACCCUGUCUAUUGCUGUGCUUCAAUAACAAAUUCUAGAGCUAAUAAUACUUUUUUUUUUUUAAAAAGGUGCUGCUGGAAUUCAGGUUUUAUAGACCCUGAGAAGUAAAAAGUAAAAAGAAAAUCAGUUAAAUGAACUACUGUACGGUAAGAGAAACACAAAGGUAGACAAGUCACUGAAAACUUAGAACGUCCAUGAAAGAGAAAAGAAAUUAUGAAAAAGAUUUAUAACAUCAUUAAAAAGGACUGCAGUAUAAGAACAGAAUCUAACAGGAAACUCUGUCAGAGUUGUUUGACCCUGUAGACAUGAGAUUGAGAAGAAAGGAGUGACUUUAUCAUGUUACCAGGGUUACAAAGUGCUUUAUCAAUGAAAACAAAAUAGAAAUAAAAGAGAAAUGUGAGGAGACCAAUGACUCAAAAUCUCAAAGGUCACUAACAUGGACAAAAUUCAACAACAGAGAGAUAAAAACAGAAAGAAAAGAAGGACACAAAAACCCUGGACCAGCAUGAAGUAGGUUAAAAGUACUAUGUGUUUAUGUACAAAUAUAAUCACAACAUAUAUUAAUAUAAACACACUCAUACACACAUAAACAUAUAUAAAUCAAAACAAUUCAAAGAUCAAACUUGUUGUUGAUACUGUUCGGCUCAGAAUAAAAGUAGCUUAUCAAAGAUGAAAACACUUUAAAAGAUUAUCUUCUCUAAAAGUUUUGUUUUUAAAAGAUGAUCAGCAGAUUUAACCAGAGAGGUCCGUCCUUCCUCGUCUCUCUGCUGCUAUGUCUGCUCUGAGUGUCAUGAUAACUUCCUGUUGGUUAGUUUAGUCCUGUUUUUGUAAUACAGUUGUAUUUUCCUGUUCUGUGUUCGUUAGUCUUAUGUUCUUGUUUCUCACUGUUUGGUUUUUCACUUCCUUAUUUCAGAGUAGUCCGUCCCUGUUUAUCCGCUCUAGUUUUACUUCUUCAGUUUUCCCUCCUUAGUUAAUGAAUCAUGAGUCCAGUUUAGUCUUUUGUCGAAAUAAAACAUUUUACGUUCUGUACCUGGGUCCCCUCUCUAGUUUUUGUUUAAUCGUAGCACUGAUGACCUCUCUCUCCCCCUGGACUCAUCCUGCUAAGAGCUCAUCCAUCUGUGGAUCAUUGAUCGCUUCAUAAAACUCCAACAGGACUGAGGCCUGAGUUCAGAGGUCAGAGUACACUCAAAGAGAAGUUUCUUGAUCCGUCGGGUUUUUCUCAUCUUCUGACCUGUUAAAUCUCUUAACAUUAGCAUUCAUUCUCUAGCACACUGAUGACAGGACUAACACUGCUGAUUAAUCGUGAUAAAGCCGCGUCUUUGUGAUGACUUCAAUCCCAUUGCUUUUCCUCCUCUUUUUUUCCCGACGAUCACAAACAGAAGGACUGCGAGUGAUGCAACAGUAAGGAAUACAGACCAGAGCAGCUCCUACUAUUGUUCCCACUGUAAUAACGAUGGCGAUGUCUUUCAAUCCCCACAUCUCUGUGUUUAGACUCUCUGCUUCACCCUCAGACCUGCUCUGGUUCUUGGCAGCUGGAAGGAGACAAACAAAGACUUGAUCAUGUUUCUGUGAUUACUGCAGGUCUCAGUUUGCUCUAGUAAAGUCUCUGAAAGUCGUACAGGAGGCAGGACCUUCAGUAAUCAGACCCUUCUCCUUUGGAACCAUCUACCAAUCAGAGUCCAGGAUUCAGAGACCCUCUCUACUUUUAGGACCUUCAUGUUAAAGUUCAUAAAAGGUCUGAUUCAGGUUUGGAGAAGAUCCAAAGAGAAACAGAACCUGAACUGAACAUCUUUUUAAAGUUCUGCUGAGAAAUAAAUCAACUCACCAGUCACAUUGAGAAAACAUCUGUCCAAGCUGAUCCCAGACUCUGUGAGGACUUCACACUGAUACCAGCCUGAGUCUUCAGUCCUGAGUGAGGACACAUGAAGUCUGAUCUGUCCCUCUUUGAGGACCUCUUUGUCACACUGGACUCGUCCUACAAAGUCUCCCUCCUUCUGUGGGACCUCCACUCCUUUAUGGAGAUGAAACAGGACUGGGUCUUUCUUAUUGUUGAACAUGUCACAGAAAAUGUUCAGAGUCUGCAGAGAGCUGUCAGGUUUGGGUGUGAAGGUCCACUCCAGGGUGAGGUUCUGGUCCACUUUUGCCUGAUAGGAGCUGUUAGUCACUUUGACUACAAGUGUUCCUGUAGAGGAGACAGAGAGGGAAAGAGAGGAGCAGAGAAACACAGGAACAUGUGAGUCUUUCAACAUCUUUUCUAAUGGAAGUGUUCAAGUGUUUCAGUCAGUCUCAAAGUGGAUCUCCUCUUUUCUCUUUGUGGAGAAGAAAGUGAAGGUGGAAACCAACCAGAGACACAGACGCUCAGAGCCAUGAGCAGCAGGAACCUGGAGACCAUCUUCACCCUGUCAGAGGAACCACAUGCACACACACACACACACACACACACACACACACACACACAUUUUCUGUUAUAAGACGUGUUGGUGCUUUCUUUAGGAACAAACAGGUUUCUCCCUUUUUUUUUCUUCUUCCAUAAUUUGGUCGACUCCUCAUUCUGGACUACAAAUAUUAGACACAGGAAGUGAGUGACAUGAAGUAACUGAGUUUCAGGAAGUAACGCCCAGUGCUGCUCAGUGUUCCUGUUAUGUGAACAAUUGUUGCUGAACUUCACACUGAAACCACCUCCUCACAAGAACAAGAAACCCCCUAAAGUUGAGAUCCAGAUCUGUCCUCAAACCCGUCCUGAGGACAGAUCCAGGUUGAUUCUCUGUCUGUUAGUCUUUGGACCGUCCUUCAUUAUUUCUUUUGUUCUGAUGUCUUCAUCCAAAGUCUUAGAGACGGACACUUCUGGGUAUCUACACUAGAGUCAACACUUUACAGAAUAAAGAAAACAUUUCUACACUAGAUGUCCCGUCAAAGUCAGAAACUGCUGCUGUUUACUGUCAGACUGUUUUGACACUAAAGUCCUGAGACUUUAGGACCAAAUCAAUGUUUACUUUACAGAUUUGAUCAGCUGAUAAAAUCACCAAAAAAGACAUUUUCACAGAUUAUUUCAAUCUAAGGUUGAAGAAGUGAUCUGUGAGCUUACUUUGGAGACUCUACACCUUUGAAUUGUUCAGUUUUUACCGCUCAUAACUGGUUUGAUGGUUUUUUAAUGUGAAUAUUAGAGUUAAAAAGAAAAGCAGAGCUCCUCUGAAAUAUUCACUUCAUAACUCAAUAAUGUGGAGCUGAUAUAAGAAAAGAAGAGAGAAAAACAAACGAUAAACUGUGAGAUAAGAAGAAAACAGACUUCUUACCUCGUUGUUUCGCUCUUUCUGACAGUUUGCUUCAGCCUCACGUUGACUUUGGUGGUUUCCUGUUUCUGCUCUGAGUGUUUUUUUCUGUAAACGGAAAUUCAGUCGGUGGUAAAGUUUUGCACCUCUGCUCUUCAGUUUCAUUUGCAUUUAAGUCAGAUCAGGUCUGAGCCAAUGAGCUGUUUUGUUGCGGUUCUCUUAAACACACAAAAAGAGAAGUUCAUGUGUUCAUAAACCACAGUAAUCUUUAGCUGAUGUGUCACAGAGUAAGUCAGGAGGACAGAGGGGUGAAAAUGAUGAUACUGAAUCUGAUCUGAUUCUUUCCAAACUCCCUUUGGCCGUUUAGACCAGACACUGAAGCUUAGAUUCAAACACAGAUCUCUCCAUGCAGAGACAAACAUCCUUCUUCUUCAGAUCUUCUCUGUUCUCACCGUGUUAAAGAAAAUGCACAAGUGUGUUUAGAUGAUGAACAUCAACAAGAAAGCAAGCAAUCAAUGACAUUAAGACCUCUCAUCAUCAUCACCAAUUGUCUUCACCACAAUAAAGACCAAAGUACCAAGUGCUGCUGGGUCACUUAAGACCUGGGUACAAAAUCCCAGAAGUAGAACAGGAAAGAAGGUAGUUUGGAAAGAAUCAGAUCAGAUUCAGUAUCAUCGUUUUUACCCGUCUGUCCUCCUGUAAAACAUCAGCUUAUGCUUUAUGUGUACCUCUUCUUUUAAAGGAAACUAAGAACCACUCUUUGUGCAAACUUGUCACUUUGUGUCACUCUCCUCUAGUUUGUCUCUCUAACGGGUCUUUGUUCCUCAUGAAUCCUCGUGUUAGGACUCGUUUAUUUCUUCCAUAAAGACAAGGAAUCAAAACUUGUGCUCCCUAAAGGUGUCCACUGAAAACAAAAAUCAUGAAAAAAUAAAUAUCAGUACUCUUUCUGGGCAGCAGAGGGCGCUUACUUCAUUUCACUUCUCUUGGUCUCUCAUGCUGGGCCGUAGUUCUUUAACUGAAUGAUGAUAAAAUUGGAGUGUUUCCCAUCCUGUUGAAGUCAAACUGAAGUGAACGGACACGCUCCUCCAACCUCUGCCAGCGUCUCUUUCUCUGUAAAUACAUUCAGUGGAUGUUGAUUAUUGAAGCUGUACACAAGUGUCCGAGCUCCUGCUUCCCCCUUGUGGCUGAUUAAUGUACCCGCUGACUGUGAAACCUGUUGCACUACAUUGUACUGAUGUACUCCUACUGUAAGCUUUGUCCAUAUUCUGACGGUGGAUGGAUUUCUUUUUUGUAUAUGGUGGAACAAAGUAACACUUUUAACAACGUGAUCUGGCUCUGAUGUGUCUGUUUUUUUUUCUCUCAAACAGGAAGUCAAACAGGAUCUUAAAGAAUCCAAAUAUUUAAUUUAAUAUUGUUUAAGUUCUAAAUAAUCAUGUUUGAGUCUAAGAUGAUUGAUUCAAACUAAAGCAGAGAAAACAGUUCAAUGAUAUAAAAAUGAUAUUCUGAAAAGUUUUUCACCCUCUUUUUUUCUUGUGUCCAUAAAAGUUUGAGACGCAGGUUUAGGUGGAAUUUUCCUUUAUUUUACUUACAGCUGAGAACCACCAGAGGUCCCUGCUGAGUCAGAAAACUCUUCACACUGAGGAGGGAGAACAACUUAAUUCACAAAACAACAUAGAUGUCUGAAAAACUUUUUUAAUCAACAAUAUUUUUAUUAGUUAUAUACAGAUUCAUACAGUGCAGUGAGAUCUUUAAAGAGCACAAGAUACAAAAGAAACAUUAAUAACAAACACCCCCUUUCACUCCAGACCCUGUCUACUGCUAAAUAUAACAAAUUCUGGAGCUAAUAAUAAAAAAAUAAUAAAAAAAACAAGUCAGUGCUGGAAUUCAGGUUUUAUAGACCCUGAGAAGUAAAAAGUAAAAAGAAAAUCAGUUAAAUGAACUACUGUACGGUAAGAGAAACACAAAGGUAGACAAGUCACUGAAAACUUAGAACGUCCAUGAAAGAGAAAAGAAAUUAUGAAAAACAUUUAUAACAUCAUUAAAAAGGACUGCAGUAUAAGAACAGAAUCUGACAGGAAACUCUGUCAGAGUUGUUUGACCCUGUAGACAUGAGGUAGAAAAGUAAGGACUGACUUUAUAGUGUUACCAUGGUUACAAAGUGCUUUAUCAAUGAAAACAAAAUAGAAAUAAAAGAGAAAUGUGAGGAGACCAAUGACUCAAAAUCUCAAAGUUCACCAACACGGACAAGAUUCAACAACAUUAGAGAUAAAAACAGAAAGAAAAAGGUCAUGUCAAAAAAGAAGGACACAAAAACCCUGGACCAGAAUAGAGCAGGUGAAAAGACUAUGUUUAAAUGCACAUAUGUACAAAUACCAUAGACUGUAUAUACUUAUAUGUAUUUCUAUAUACAGUCUAUGAAAAAUACAGACACAUCAAAUAUUACAUAUGUAUAACAUAUAUAAACACUUCAAAGAUCAAACAUGUUUUUGUUGAUACCAUUCGGCUCAGAAUAAAAGCAGCUUAUCAAAGAUGAAAACACUUUCAGAGAUCAUGUCAGUCAGUCUCUGUGUAUCCACUCUAGUUUUUCCUCCUCUGCUUUUCCUCCUUAGUUAAUCCCUCAUGAGUCUCACCUGCGUGUUGUCUGCCUGACCUGUUGCUUGUCUCCCUGCCCACCCCCACCCCCCACUCUUCCUGGUUUUCCUGGUGCCUCUUUGUUCUACCUGGAUUUCUGCUCCUUGUGUUUUUGGUUAUUUAGAUUUUUCUUUUUGACCUUUUCUGUUUGAGGUAAGUUUGUUGAUUCAAGUUUAGUCUUUUGUUGAAUAAAACAUUUUAGUCCCACUACACUCGGCCUGCUAAGCGCUCAUCCAUCUGUGGGAUGUCGAUCACUUCUUAAACUCAAAAAGGACUGAGGACUGAGUUCAGAGGUCACGGUACACUCAAUGAGAAGUUUGUUGAUCUAUAAGUUUUUUUCUCGUCUUCUGACCCGUCAAAUCUCUUCACAUUCACAUUCACUCUCUAGCACACUGAUGACAUGACAUGAUUGAUGCUGCUGAUUAACCACAAUAAGUUCGCAUUUUGUUACGACUUCAGUCUCAUUACUACUCCUCCUCCUAUUCCUCCAAAUUUUGUCCCUACAGCUAGAAACAGGACGAGAGCGAGUGAUGCAACGGUAAAGAAAAAAGAUCAGAGCAGCUCCUGCGAUUGUUCCCAGUGUAACGAUGACGAUGUCUAUCCUUCCCAACACCACUGUGUUUGGACCCUCUGCUUCACACUCAGACCUGCUCUGGUUCUUGGCUGCUGGAAGGAGACAAACAAAGACUUGAUCAUGUUUCUGUGAUUACUGCAGGUCUCAGUUUGCUCUAGUAAAGUCUCUGAAAGUCGUACAGGAGGCAGGACCUUCAGUAAUCAGACCCUUCUCCUUUGGAACCAUCUACCAAUCAGGGUCCAGGAUUCAGAGACCCUCUCUCCUUUUAGGACCUUCAUGUUAAAGCUCAUAAAAGGUCUGAUUCAGGUUUAGAGAAGAUCCAAAGAGAAACAGAACCUGAACUGAACGUCUUUAAAGUUCUGCUGAGAAAUAAAUCAACUCACCAGUCACAUUGAGGGAACAUCUGUCCAAGCUCUUCCCGUACUCUGUGAGGACAUCACACUGAUACCAGCCUGAGUCUUCAGUCUUGAGUGAGGACAGAUGAAGUCUGAUCUGUCCCUCUUUGAGGACCUCUUUGUCACACUGGACUCGACCUACAAAGUCUCCCUCUUUCUGUGGGACCUCCACUCCUUUAUGAAGAUUAAGCAAAACUAGGUCUUUCUGAGGGUUGAACAUGGAACAGAAAAUGUUCAGAGUCUGCAGAGAGCUGUCAGGUCUGGGUGUGAAGGUCCACUCCAGGGUGAGGUCCUGGUCCACUUCUGCCUGAUAGGAGCUGUGAGCCACUUUGACUACAAGUGUUCCUGUAGAGGAGACAGAGAGGGAAAGAGAGGAGCAGAAAAACACAGGAACAUGUGAGUCUUUCAACAUCUUUUCUAAUGGAAGUGUUCAAGUGUUUCAGUCAGUCUCAAAGUGGAUCUCCUCUUUUCUCUUUGUGGAGAAGAAAGUGAAGGUGGAAACCAACCAGAGACACAGACGCUCAGAGCCAUGAGCAGCAGGAACCUGGAGACCAUCUUCACCCUGUCAGAGGAACCACACACACACACACACACACACACACACACACACACACACACACACACACACACACACACACACACACACACACAGAGACAAAGUCAGUGCCACAUCUACAGUCUGUAGUCAUUCAAACUCUCAUUGUACGUCUUAAUCUGAAGAAAACAUUAAAGCUGCACUCCUUCGUUUUUGACACUAGGGGGCGCCCACUCAUCAAACUCAACACAACCAGGAAGAGACAGGAGAACAGACUGAUGAUUCUGAACUGAAAUGUUUACAGUGAUCAUGUUAGUCCAGCUGAUUUCAUCUCCCCUCCAAACAUCAUCGAUAAUUCAUCAUUUUUCUCCUUAUUGAUUCACAUUUCCUCAUUUAUUCACUUCUUCACCUCAGGUCCAUCUUCUUUAACUGAUAACGACCUUUAUCCUACAAAUACGAAUUCAACACAAACUAUGAGUUUAUUAUAAAUGCACUUAGAGGUGCAGUGUGCUCGGUGCAUUGUUCUUAAAAACUGCACCAAUGAAACAACAGUUUAGAGACAGUCGCAGAUAUCCGAACAAAACCACAGAGAGUGACGAUGUUUGUUUUCAUAACACUUCCUCAUUCGCCAUUUCUAAUGAUCCACAACACAGCUGUACUUCAACGAGUAAAACUUCAAUUCGACGAAUCGAUUAAACUUUCUAAAAGACAACCGACUUCGACUACAACAAAAAUUUGAACCUUUUUCAUCCACUAACUCCAUAAGUACAGCUGAUAAACAAACUCUGAGCAGAUUUGAGGUUUACUGACGAUCGUUUAAGGAGUUUAUGAACACAGACGAACAACAACAACAGACUGACAACACGGAAGGAUAUAGAUAUAUAUAUUCAUAAUAAAACACCUGUCAGGGUUGGAUUAAGUACUCACGUUUGUAUCAGAGUCAGCAGGUCAGGUUGAAGACUGCAAAACUUUUACAGUAUUCGGGUCAGCUGCAGACGGUCUUUGUUUAAAAAAAAACAUGGCGGUAAUGUCGACGAGGGGAGGAGCUGCAGAAACGUCAAAACGAAAGUGAAAGUUAAACUGCUGUAUUUGGAUGUUACAGAUUUGAAUCAGAACCUAGCUGGUAUAUGUGGUGAUUUCUAAUCCUAACAUUUGAAGGGUUUUCUCUCUCUGUAUUAUCACUUUAAUUAUCAUCAGUGGAGGACAAAGACUUCUGUCAUCUUUCCCACUUUCAGAGAGAAUCAUCAACAUGUCAGAGAUCACAGAUUUACUCUCUUUUUGAUCCUGAUGCUUGAAGCUUUUUCCUGAAGUUAUUUUGACUUUUGAAGAGAAAAGUUGUUGACAGUGAAAAAUGACUUUUCCUCACAUGAACUUUCAGUCUGAGUUUGGAGUUUGAACAGCUGCUAAACCCUUUAGGUUGUCUAGCAGUUUCUACAUCAGAGUAUUAGGACCACAUUAAGAGAGAAGAAAAUAAUAAAACUUAAAUAUUAAAAUAAUUACUCAUGAGAAUAAAGUCAGAAUAAAGUCUUUACAUUCUAACCUGUUGUUUGAGAUGAGAGUUGUUGAAUUGUGAGUCGUGGGACAUUUCGUGAAAAUGUAGACUACUUCAAUAAAGGUUUCACAAACAAGGAGCUUUUAUUUGAUCCUGAAAUAAUCAGUAAUAACAACAAUAAAAGGUUGAAGUCUCUCCAAACUGAACAAUUCAAAGGUGUAGAGUCUCCAAAGUAAACUCACAGAUCACUUCUUCAACCUCAGAUUGAAAUAAUCUGUGAAAAUGUCUUUUUGGUGAUUUUAUCAGCUGAUCAAAUCUGUAAAGUAAACAUUGAUUUGGUCCUAAAGUCUCAGGACUUUAGUGUCAAAACAGUCUGACAGUAAACAGCAGCAGUUUCUGACUUUGACGGUGGUGCAAAGCAAACACCCUAACAGUUCAUGCAAUAAGAUGAUAAACUAACCCACUGUCGCACAGUUAGGCAGUUAUAAAGAUGAUCUGAUGCUAUCAGUGUGGAGUUAAGACAGAGUAUGGGGUCAGCUUGGAUGAAUGUUAUCUCAAUGUGAUCGGUGAGUUGAUUUAUUUCCCAGCAGAACUUUAAAAAGACGUUCAGUUCAGUUUCUGUUUGUUUUUGGAUCCAGAAGAAUCUGAGAUUAAAGUAUCAUUGAGGUUUUUAUGGACCUGUUCCUGUUGAUCUCUUGUGUUUGUUUAUUCUUCUCCUGAAUGACUCUAACCUGUUGGUCUCUCUACAGGAAAGACUGAUCUCCUUGUUGAAGGGACACUGUUGGCAGCAGCAUUUAUAGGUUUGCUCUCUGUUUGUUCCUUACUCUGAGAUGAAAAUGGACAACCUGCAGAUUCCAAGUUCAGACAGGACUGUGAGCAGGUAACCAGAUAGCAGCUGUUCAAACUCCAAACUCAGACUGUAAGUUCAUGUGAGGAAAAGUCAUUUUUCACUGUCAACAACUUUUCUCUUCAAAAGUCAAAGAAACUUCAGGAAAAAGCUUCAAACAUCAGGAUCAAAAAGAGAGUAAAUCUGUGAUCUCUGACAUGUUGAUGAUUCUCUCUGAAAGUGUGGGAAAGAUGACAGAAGUCUUUGUCCUCCACUGAUGAUAAUACAGAGAGAGAAACAUUGAAAUGUUAGGAUUAGAAAUCACCACAUAUACCAGCUGGGUUCUGACUAGUGAAGGGUUGAUAUCUGUAUCAUUAAAAACAGUCCAACACAGAUAAAACUGUCACACCAAGACUUGAUACUGUCACAGAAUUUAGUGCUAACAUGAGGACAGAGAUGACAGGGCGGCCCUCAUGGACUUGGUCUCAUAAACUUAUGAAGUAAAUACAGUAAACUCUGAAUUCAGUCCAGACUACCUGCCACUGUCUAUUUACUUUGGGCAAAAACUACAGAGAUGACACUACACAUAUGAAUCAUGUCAAACAGGGACAAACUUUCAGACCUGCUUGACUGUUUUCACAUCAUCGUGUAUCUGUCCUGUGAUUCACUUCUGUUUAAAGAGGGCGUUUCAUGCUUUCACACAUUUGUUCAGGGUGCAUAUAAAGGUUGGCAAAUGUUCCAACUGUGAGGUAAACAUUUGUUGUGAUAAUCCUAGAAAAUAGAAGAGAAUUGCUCUAAGCACGUUGUCACAAAAUCACACCUGCAACGCUCCACGCCCUCUUUUCUUGGACAACAUCCAGUCCACAUGUGUCAACAGGCGGUCUACCUGUGUUCAAACACUGUUACACUCUAUGGUGUUUUGUUCGGAUAUCUGCGACUGUCUCUAAACUGUUGUUUCAUUGGUGCUGUUUUCAAUAACAAUGCACCGAGCACACUGCACCUCUAAGUGCAUUUAUAAUAAACUCAUAGUUUGUGGUGAAUUCGUAUUUGUAGGAUAAAGAUCGUUGUCAGUUAAAGAAGACGGACCUGAGGUGAAGAAGUGAAUAAAUGAGGAAAUGUGAAUCAAUAAGGAGAAAAAUGAUGAAUUAUCGAUGAUGUUUGGAGGGGAGAUGAAAUCAGCUGGACUAACAUGAUCACUGUAAACAUUUUAGUUCAGAAUCAUCAGUCUGUUCUCGUGUCUCUUCCUGGUUGUGUAGAGUUUGAUGAGUGGGCGCCCCCUAGUGUCCAAAACAAAUGAGUUCAGUUUUAAUAUUGUCUUCAGAUUUAGACAUAAUAAAGGUUUAAAUGACAACAGACAGACUGUAGAUGAUAACACUGACCUUUGACCUGCUGUGUGUGUGUGUGUGUGUGUGUGUGUGUGUGUGUGUGUGUGUCCUCUGACAGGAUGAAGAUGGUUUCCUGGUUCCUGCUGCUUUCUCUGAGUGUUCCACUCUCUGACUGUCCCUGGACUCGGGUCAGUGGUGGGCCCUCAGGGUCAGCAAGGCCUUCUCAGCAGGCAUAAGAAUACUCAGAAAGAUACAUUUAUUCACUUAUUUUUCCACACGUAUUUAAAUAAUAUUAUUCUCUAUAGUCUGUUCUCUUUGUGUCAUAUUAUAUCCACUUGGUUGAGCUGUUUCCAAUGUUGUAGAUCAUGAUAGAAUUUCUUAUCCAAUCAUAUUUCAGCUCGCUUCUGUUGUCAGGUGCUGUAAAAUCUGCCCCUUCAGAAUCAACAGAGCAGACUCCUUUAAAUGAACGGACACAGUCAGUUCCAACGGCCAAUCAGAUCUCGAGUCUGCGACAUCAAGGCCAGCUCGAAGGUCUUACGUUGAACUGGACAUGCACGCGUCCUGUGAUUGGAUAAAGCGCUCGAGAGAACAUGAAAGGCGGUACUUUGAAAAAUAUCGACCUAAACCCAGAGAGCCGUUAGCUACCGACAGUUGUCGCUGUAUUUGUCUGUAUGGGAACACGACCGGACAGACACGGCUUUUAGCGUUAGAAAAGGACUUGUUGAUGGACCUGAAAUUAAACAACAGAGAGGUUUAAGUCAGAAAAGAAAGGAGGACAGAUUUUAUCUUCGAAUAAACAGACGCUGUGGAGGAGAUCCGUACUGGUGAGUUCAAGCUUUAUAUUUUUAACGGCGACGAUGCGCAGUUUGUCGGUGAGCUAACAUAGCUUACGUUUACAGGCCUUUUGUUGACUAAUAUAUUCAAAUCGUCUUUUAUUGUUGAGUUUUGACAGUAUCUGUGAUCUUAUCUGUUUCCUACUCUUAACUGUGAAUAUGUCCUUAUUGGUUUUAAACGCUCCGGAAAUGCAGUGUUUCUCGACUAGCUUAUAUUAAGGGACUGGGAAAAACAAACUGCUCACCAUUAAAAGCGGUGGUAUCUAUGGUGUUAUGGUGAAUUAGAGCGGUUAAGGAUAGCUUUACUGUCUGACUCUUUUAUUUGUUUCUUCACUUUGUCAACUUCUCCACUCGGAUUUUUAGCAACCGAGGCUAACGGCUAACUUCGCUUAUGGUGCAUUCAGGUGCUCCGCGGAUGCUCGGAAUUUCCACAACAGGACGUUAUUUAUUAGUUAAGCAAUUCCAAGACAUGACGUGAAAACAACAUUAACAAAAACAAAUGGAAAAUAUAUGGUUUUACACCAUGUAGGCGUUAAUAUGAUAGUGAGUGAUGUCACUGAAGUGUCUCCCUGUUCUCUCCAGGUCGGGAUGUUGAAGCCCGCCCAGGACUCUAAAGGGAUCUACGUCUCAUGGGUUCUUCUGAUCCUGCUGAAAAUCAGCGACCCCAUUUCCAAGAUCACGUAGAUAUGGAGAGGGGGAGAGAGAAAGUGAGAAGGUAGGAAAGAAGGAAGGAAGGUAGGUUGGAAGAAAAGCCAAACUUAUUUGUGAAGUCACGAGAAAAAGAUAAGAGAGUAAAGAUGAUAUGCAGCGAAGUAAAUAGAGGAUAAAACGAUAACGCAGUAAAAUAACUGGAGGAUUUUUAAUCAUUUCUUCUUCACCACAAAAAACUAGAGAGAGUUUUUGAAGUUUGCAGAGAGAUAUGCAGACAAAUGGAUGGAGAGGUGGGUGAAUUUAAAGAAAGACAAAAAUUGUAACCCAGUAGCUUCCCUCUUCAAACAGAAAGUCAAACAGGAUCUUAAAGAGUCCAAAUAUUGUUUAAUCUGUAUUUUUUCAGUUAUGCUAACUCCUCAACUACCUUUAGUAGAAAUGUAGAAAUGUUCAAAAACUAAAAAAGUUCUAAUAAUCCUGUUUGAGUCAAAGAUGUUUGAUACUGAAGCAGAGAAAACCGUUUAUUGAUGUAAAGAUGAUUUUCUGAAAAGUUUUUCACUUUUUUUUCCCUCACGUCCAAAAAAGUUUGAGAAACAGUUUUAGGUGGAAUUUUCGUUUAAUGUACUUGUACUAAUGUAAUGUGGCUGAGAACCACCAGAGGUCCCUGCUGAGUCAGAAAACUCUUUACAUUGAGUGAGGAGAACAACUUUAUUGACAAGAUAACUUGGAUGUCUGAAAACCUCAAGUAACAUCAUUGAAAGUGACUGUGCAGUACAGCUUUAUCAGUACAGAACAGAAUCUAACAGGAAACUCUCUCUCUAAAACAAAAUAGAAAAAAAAAGUGAGGAGUACAAUGACUCAAUAUCUCAAAGUUCACCAACACGGACAAGAUUCAACAACAUCAGAGAUAAAAAAACAGAAAGAAAAAGAGAUAGUGUCAAAAAAGAAGGACACAAAAAACCUGGACCAGCAUGAAACAGGUAAAAAGGACUAUAUGUUUAAAUGCAAUUAUGCAAAAAUACAAACACAACAUAUAUUAAUAUAUAUAACAUGUAUAACUCAAAAGAUCAAACAUGUUGAUACCACUCGGCUUAGAAUAAAAGCAGUUUAUCAAAGAUGAAAACACGUCCAGAGAUCAUCUUCUGUAAAAAAGUGUUUUUUAAAAGAUGAUCAGCAGAUUUAACCAGAGAGGUCCAUCCUUCCUCCACUCUCUGCUGCUAUGUCUGCUCUGAGAGUCCGUUUCCCUGCAAAGGUAGGCCCGUCAGUUCUCUUACAGUUACAUUCCCAUUUGGCACAGUGAUGUGAAGACUGAUGAGGCUGCCAUUUCGAACUUCCCCAGAAUCAUGGCCACAAACAGGAAGAAAGCGAGUGAUGCAACAGUAAAGAAUAAAGAUCAAAAUAGUUCCUAAUAUUGUUACCAUUGUAAUGAUGAUGAUGAUGUGUUUCAAUCUUUCCAUCUCUGUGUUUGUCUUCUCUGCUUCACCCUCAGACCAGUUCUGGUUCUUGGCUGCUGGAAGGAGACAAACAAAGACUUGAUCAUGUUUCUGUGAUUACUGCAGGUCUCAGUUUGCUCUAGUAAAGUCUCUGAAAGUCAUACAGGAGGCAGGACCUUCAGUAAUCAGACCCUUCUCCUUUGGAACCAUCUACCAAUCAGGGUCCAGGAUUCAUAGACCCUCUCUACUUUUAGGACCUUCAUGUUAAAGCUCAUAAAAGGUCUGAUUCAGGUUUGGAGAAGAUCCAAAGAGAAACAGAACCUGAACUGAACAUCUUUUUAAAGUUCUGCUGAGAAAUAAAUCAACUCACCGAUCACAUUUAGAUAACAUCUGUCCAAGCUGCUCCCAUAUUCAGUGAGGACUUCACACCGAUACCAGCCUGAGUCUUCAGUCUUGAGUGAGGACACAUGAAGUCUGAUCUGUCCCUCUUUGAGGACCUCUUUUUCACACUGGACUCGUCCUACAAAGUCUCCCUCCUUCUGUGGGACCUCAACUCCUUCAUGGAGAUGGAACAAGACUAAGUCUUUCUGUGGGUUGACCAUGGAACAGAAAAUGUUCAGAGUCUUCAGAGAGCUGUCAGGUUUGGGUGUGAAGGUCCACUCCAGGGUGAGGUUCUGGUCCACUUUUGCCUGAUAGGAUCUGUGAGCCGCAUUGACUACAAGUGUUCCUGUAGAGAAGACAGAGAGGGAAAGAGAGGAGCAGAAAAACACAGGAACAUGUGAGUCUUUCAACAUCUUUUCUAAUGGAAGUGUUCAAGUGUUUCAGUCAGUCUCAAAGUGGAUCUCCUCUUUUCUCUUUGUGGAGAAGAAAGUGAAGGUGGAAACCAACCAGAGACACAGACGCUCAGAGCCAUGAGCAGCAGGAACCUGGAGACCAUCUUCACCCUGUCAGAGGAACCACACACACUUUAUGUUAUUAUGCAGUGUUUGUGCUUCCUUUAGGAACAAACAGGUUUCCCAGUUUUUUCUUCUUCUUCCAUAAUUUGGUCGACUCCUCAUACUGGACUACAGACAUCUGACACUCACACAAACUCAUCUGCGUCAGUGAAUCACUCAUUCAUCUUAAAACAUCCAGUUUAGACCCACAGACCAAGAAACCAUCUGAACUCUCUGAACAACUUUCUACUGCUGAGACUAACAGACAGGAAGUGAGUGACAUGAAGUAAAUAAGUUUGAGGAAGUAACACCCAGUGCUGCUCAAGGUAUCUGUUAAUGUGAACAAUUGUUGCUGAACUUCACACUGAAACCACCUCCUCACAAGAAUUAGAAUGAAAGUUUUCGGUCUAAACCUUCUAAAGCUGAGAUCUAGAUCUGUCCUCAAACCCGUCCUGAGGACAGAUCCAGGUUGAUUCUCUGUCUGUUAGUCUUUGGACCGUCCUUCAUUAUUUCUAUUGUUCUGAUGUCUUCAUCCAAAGUCUUAGAGACGGACACUUCUGGGUAUCUAAACUAGAGUCAACACUUUACAGAAUAAAGACAACAUUUCUACACUAGAUGUCCCGUCAAAGUCAGAAACUUUACAGAUUUGAUCAGCUGAUAAAAUCACCAAAAAGACAUUUUUUAAUGUGAAUAUUAGAGUUAAAAAGAAAAGCAGAGCUCCUCUGAAAUAAUAUUCGCUUAAUAACUCUCUCAUUAAUGUGGAGCUUUGAUAAGAAAAGAAGAGAGAAAAACAAACAAUAAACGGUGAAAUAAGAAGAAAAUAGACCUCUUACCAUGUAGUUCGCUGUUUCUCACAGUUUGCUGUUUCUGCUCUGAGUUUUUUUUUCAGUCUGUCGUGAAGUUUUGCCCUUCUGCUCUUCAGUUUCAUUGGCUGUCACAUUUAAGUCAUAUCAGGUCUGAACCAAUGAGCUGUUUUGUUGCAGUUCUCUUAAACACACAAAAAAAGAAGUUCAUGUGUUAAUAAACCACAGUAAUCUUUAGCUGAUGUGUCACAGAGUAAGUCAGGAGGACAGACGGGUAAAAACGAUGAUACUGAAUCUGAUCAGAUUCUUUCCAAACUCCCUUUGACCGUUUAGACCAGACACUGAAACUUAGAUUCAAACACAGAUCUCUCCAUGCAGAGACAAACAUCCUUCUUCUUCAGAUCUUCUCUGUUCUCACCGUGUUAAAGGAAAUGCACAAGUGUGUUUAGAUGAUGAACAUCAACAAUAAAGCAAACAAUCAAUGAUAUUAAGAACUCUCAUCAUCAUCACCAAUUGUCUUCACCACAAUAAAGACCAAAGUACCAAGUGCUGCUGGGUCACUUAAGACCUGGGUACACAAUCCCAGAAGUAGAACAGGAAAGAAGGUAGUUUGGAAAGAAUCAGAUCAGAUUCAGUAACAUCGUUUUUACCCGUCUGUCCUCCUGUAAAACAUCAGCUAAAGAUUACUUUGCUUUAUGGACACAUGAACUUCUCCUCUCACUUCAGUUUGAGUGUAUCUGUGUGUACCUCUUCUUUUAUAGGAAACUAAGAACCACUCUUUGUGCAAACUUGUCACUUUGUGUCACUCUCCUUUAGUUUGUCUCUCUAACGGGUCUUUGUUCCUCAUGAAUCCUCGUGUUAGGACUAGUUUAUUUCUUCCAUAAAGACAAGGAAUCAAAACUUGUGCUCACUAAAGGUGUCCACUGAAAAAAAAUCAUGAAAAAAUAAAUAUCAGUACUCUUUCUGGACAGCAGAGGGCGCUUACUUCAUUUCACUUCUCUUGGUCUCUCGUACUGGGCCGUAGUUCUUUAACUGAAUGAUGAUAAAAUUGGAGU